Dimorphilus gyrociliatus is the source of this 918-nucleotide messenger RNA. The record is from the annotation of a GenBank genome assembly. NCBI's taxonomy places the organism in Eukaryota, Metazoa, Annelida, Polychaeta, Dinophilidae.
AGUUUUCUGAGUUGCUAAGGAGAAACUACAAGUGACUGUCCGAGAAUAGGAAACUAGAAUACUGCAAUCAUGGCAGGCGGAACUAAAACCGAUAUGGAAAGAGUGGGAAUCUUUAAGGAGAUGGAGUACAUAUCAAUUGGAGAUAAAUAUGUACCUGCCGGAGCGAUGGCUUUUAAUAUUGCUGCCGGUAAAGGGAAGCAAAUUCUUCCCGGUGGAUCAAAGGAAAGAUCUGCGAAAACAGAUGGAUAUUUUACCGAUAAAUUUUCAAGGAUAUUAGAAGGAGAAUCCUAUAGGUCUGGUUUGGGUAAUCAUUAUGGUACAUUGGGAGGACCAAUUGAGUACUUUAAACCAAAUGCAAAACCCUACGAAUCUAAUAAGGGAGAGAAGAGGAAUAUUGUAACAAAUCCAGGAAAAUUAGGAACAGGUUUUGGAUACAGUAACGUGACUAUUAAUAAAUUCCCAGAAUAUAAAGCUGAUAGCUAUGGACGAGCAGGAGAUUUGUUUAAAAAAGAAGUUGAAGUCCAUAAAAAAUCAGUUAAGGGAUCAGCAUUCAAAUUGAAUAUGCAUCCGAAAGCCUACUUCGACGACAAUCCAUUCAAAUCUGAUAAGGGACAAAGUGGUACACGAAAAGAAAGCACUCUGAAACGAGAUCUGAAACCAUUUAAACCCAGUUCUCCAGCAAAGAAACCUGGCAAUAUGCAUGCAGGAACGUUUACAAAUUACCCAACACAUUCUGAAGAUAAAUACAAGAUCGUCAAAUUUGGAAGACCAGUUGAUGUCAGAAAUAAACACGGAAAAGUAUUUGUACCAUCGCAGGGCCCAAAGAGCACACCUGUAAACUCGGUUGUCAAUCAAAAUGUUAUAAGGUCUAUCAACGCUCAAAACUACAAAACUUUGUCAUCAGUGAUGAGUUAUUAA